Messenger RNA from Paraglomus brasilianum, 3225 nucleotides. The record is from the annotation of a GenBank genome assembly. NCBI's taxonomy places the organism in Eukaryota, Fungi, Glomeromycota, Glomeromycetes, Paraglomerales, Paraglomeraceae.
AUGAAACAACGAUUUUCGGCGCUUGACGUCCGAGCUACUGUUUCUGACCUGAAAGAGCGUAUUAUCGGUCUCCGUUUACAGAACUUUUACGACAUUAGUCCAAAGACGUAUUUAUUGAAAUUUGCAAAGCCUGAUAAGAAAGAAUUUUUACUCGUUGAAUCGGGCAAUCGUAUCCACACUACACAAUUUACUCGAGACAAGUCGAUCAGUCCCUCGACUUUCUGCAUAAAGAUACGCAAACACAUAAGAGCACGAAAACUGACAAAUGUUAGGCAACUCGGCAUUGAUAGAAUAAUUGAUUUUGAAUUUGGCAGUUUUGGAGAAGGCACUACUUAUCACUUAAUAACCGAGUUCUAUGCAGCCGGUAAUAUUAUAUUAACAGAUGGCAGCUAUACGAUCCUCGCAUUACUACGUGUCGUACAGCCAAAAGAAAACCAACGCAUGGCAGUUGGCCAUAUAUACGACAUAAGUUCCGUAGCUAGAGAUGCUGAAGCUAUUACAAUCUCAAGAUUACAGAGUGUAUUAAAAAAUGCAUCGCCAAAAGACACACUCAAAAAAGCUUUGAUUUAUGGUUUAAACUAUGGACAAUCGUUGACGGAACACGCUAUAUUAAUAGCUCAAUUGGAUCCAACCCGGAAGAUAGCGGACAUAACUGAUUUUUCCGAUGAUUCAGACCUGAUGAAGGCCUUACUCAAUGGCUUUCAAGAAGCUGAUCGAAUUAUUUCAGAAAGUGCUAACAGGCCUCAAAAGGGUUAUAUAAUUUAUCGUAAACAUAAAGAAAACGUUGAAGCAGAUGACAAUGAGAAGAAAAAAGAGCCCUUAACUACUUACGAUGAAUUCCAUCCAUUUCUUUUUGAACAACACAAAUCAAAGCCAUUCAAAGAAUUCGACUCUUAUGAUGCAGCUGUUGACGAAUACUUCUCCUCACUCGAAUCUCAAAGACUCGACCUUAAGCAGCGGGCUCAAGAAGAGUUAGCCAUGAACAAAUUAGAGACUAUUAGGCAAGAACAAUUUGGCCGUGUUCAGGGUUUGGAACGGUCCCAAUUAGAGAACGUGCGGAAAGCGAAGGUCAUUGAGCAAAAUAUCGAUAUUGUGGAUCAGGCAUUAUUGGUAAUCAGACAGGCAAUUGCAUCAUCUAUGGAUUGGAAGGAUUUGGAGAACCUGGUAAAAGAAGAAAGGAAUAAAGGCAACCCUAUUGCCAAUAUAAUAACAGGACUGAAAUUAGGAUCGAAUCAAAUAACCCUGCUUUUGGGUGAGCCUGAAGAAGAUACAUAUCAGGACUCGGAUGAAGAAAUUGACGAGGAAGACAGCAAACAAGCGGCGUCCGAAGUUGACGUAGACAUCUAUCUAUCUGCUUUCGCGAAUGCUAGACGUUACUAUAAUGUCAUGAAACAGUCUGCUGCAAAACAAGAAAAAACUUUACUUGCUGCUGACAAGGCUUUUAAAAGCGCGGAGAAAAAAAUCCAACACGAUCUCCGAGAAACAAGAAUAACAGCUUCAAUCACGCAAAUUCGUAAAACUUUCUGGUUUGAGAAGUUCUGGUGGUUCAUCUCAUCUGAAAAUUAUCUUGUCAUUGCUGGGCGGGACAUGCAACAGAAUGAGUUGAUAGUAAAAAGACAUCUUCGAAAAGGCGAGUUUGGCCACCUUAUCUUUACUCGGUGCAGCGAUGUCUAUGUUCACGCUGACCUACAUGGUGCCGCGUCAGUCAUAAUAAAGAAUUCUCACGAAGGUCAGCCAAUACCUCCAAGUACGCUCUACCAAGCAGGAGUUAUGUCUGUAUGCAUGAGUAAAGCUUGGGAUGCAAAAAUUGUUACUAGUGCCUAUUGGGUACAUGCUGAACAGGUAUCAAAAACUGCACCAACUGGGGAAUAUCUUACCACUGGUUCAUUCAUGAUUCGCGGUAAGAAGAAUUUUCUCCCGCCUGUUCAAUUGGCGUAUGGAUUUGGAGUCAUGUUUAGAUUGGAUGAGCAGAGUUAUGCCAAUCAUCUUCACGAAAGACGGCCAAUGAUUGCCGACGAUGACGAUGAAGAGAGAGAAAUGGGAAACAACGAAUUGAGCCAAAACGCGGCGGAGAUAGAAAACAAGGAUGAGAACAACCGUGAAAUUGAUGAUGGCGAAGAUAAUCUGUCCAUAUUGGAUGAUGAUACUAUCAGUCAAGAGACAGAAACAUCAGUUCAACCCGUUGACAACGAAACUAAACCGAAUACUGAGCUGGCUGACCAUACAUCUACCGAACUGAAAAGUAGAAGAGAUUCCGAGAGUAACGUGGGGUCGUCUCUUGUUGGUACAUGGGAGAAGUACAGUCUUGACGAGUAUGGCGACGACCUUGAUGAGAGAGAAAGAACUGAGCAACCAAGGACCCGAAAACAAUAUAUUACAGCGAAAGAGAGGCGAAUGAUGAAAAAGCAAAAAAACAGACCAAUCUCUGAAGAUGCUACUGCCACGAUUAUUGCUGACCUUGUUGAUGACCCCUCCCAAAAUAAAGGUAGAAAGGCAAUACAGGAGACUAAGCAGUCAACCCCACCACAGCCGCCGGUUCGCGGUAAGAAAGGUCGAUUACGGAAAAUGAGAGAGAGAUAUGCGGAUCAAGACGAAGAAGAGAGACAACUGAGGAUGGAGCUGUUGGGUUCUAAUAGGGGUCCCCAAAGUAGGGGCAGAAAAGAAAGGAAAGAUGCUGAACGUAAGGCUACUUCACAAACUGGCAAAGAUUCGGCGAGAAAAGGGCCUAAGCAUGAACAAACGGGUGAAACUAGCGAGAAUACACUAGAGAACCAAGCAGCAGUGGAAGAGUUGCAAGAAGCAGAAGAAGUUCGUCAACUUUUUAAGGACGAAAAUAUUACGUUCUUGGAAGGCAGCGAGGCUGAUAAUCUCACAAUACUUGAUACAUUGACUGGUACUCCAUUUGCAGACGAUAUCCUGCAAUUUGCUGUUCCUGUGUGUGCCCCGUACGCUGCCUUACAGAAGUAUAAAUAUAAAGUCAAGCUACUUCCUGGGACAAUGAAGAAAGGAAAAGCAUGUAAGGUUGCUACAAACUUCUUCCUCCAUGUCCCUGAUAUUACGCCAAGAGAAAAGGAAUUAAUCAAGAGUAUACCCGAUGAAGAAGUGAUGCUUGUGUUGCUCGGCAAAUGUAAAGUAACAGCACCAAAUAUUGAGAAAUCAAAAAUGUUGGCGAGGAAAACAGCCAGAAGCAAUACACUUGACACAGGAAUCAAGGACCUUAAAUAA